AGUCACACUGGGACACGACCACAGACUGUAUAGAUGUGACUGAAGUCUGCUUCAGAUCUGAUUCACAUUAAUAAAGAAAAACAAAUCUGUGUUACUUCAUCCUGAUGCUGUGUCUCCAGUCUGUGGAGAGGAAACACUGUGACAUGGUGAAGGGCGUGGAUGAAGAAACACUGGGAAACAUCUGGAGGGGCAGUUAGGGUUAAAACCACAUGUAGUGGGGUAAAUUCAGUAAAUCUGCCCACACUGACACACCAUGACCAACUUUUCUUACAUCUGUAUUGUGUUGAUUAGCAUCUGUAUGGACCUCCUCUCUGCAGGACCUGAGAUCAGUGUAUCUGGCCCAGUGGGUUCUACAGCUGUCCUGCCGUGUGACCUGACGAGUGGAGACACUGACAUACUGUAUAUUAGAUGGAACACUGAAUCUGAGAUUGUGUUUGAGAGACUGGGUGAGAAGACCUUUCAAGGUGAGGGAUAUGAAGAUCGUGUGGACGUUCCUAUGGAGAACCUGCAUAAGAGGGACUGUUCCUUAUUUUUGCACGAUCUAAGACUGACUGAUGCAGGAGUCUACACCAGCUAUGAGACAACUAAAUUCACCCGGCUAUCUCUUCAGAAUCAGGUUAAACUUUCAGUCCAAGGUGAAGUUUCCGCUCUUAUAGAAACAAACAGCAGUAUUUCAUCAGCUUCCACUGUAAUGAAGAGUCCUCACCCACUGGUCCUGUCCCUCGUCUCAUGUUUACUCGUCCAGCUCUUCUGUGGAGAAACAUGAGUGUGACAAUAACAUACAAGGCCACGCCCCCCCGGCCCCACCGUCAUAAACACACACACACACACACACACACACACACACACACACACACACACACACAAACAGACCAGGGGGGUAUUCCAGAAAGCAAGUUAUGUGACAUACCCGGUUAAGUUUGAGGGUAAGUUAGUGGAUAACCUUAACUUUCGGUUCCAAAAACGGAGGUAACUUUCUGGGUAUGUAUGUAACCAUAGCAACUUACUCUCUGAAGAUGAGCUGCUCGGUAGCAGGUUAUGUUUCAGAAGGUUAUUGAGCAUGGCGCGUCCUUUUAAUGAUGAUCCUGUGGACAUGGAGGCACAAAUUAUACGAUUAUACAAGAGACAGUUAUAAGACCGCGUAUUGAUGUCUUUUCAUUUCCUAAUGAUUAUUUGAAAGAGCGUUAUUGGUUUUCAAGGGAAUCGUUAAUUAACAUCUCUUGAAACCACAUAUUGCAAACAACCUAAUUUUGUAUCCUUAAUUUUUUGCCUUGUCAAAAUCAAUAAACUCAUUACUUUUUUCCACUAACUAUAGGUAAUAUGUGAGGCAACUCGCAUCAUUACUAAACCAAAUCCAAAUCACUCCUUCAGCCACCGCCCGCAAUCUUGGGGUAACCGUGGACAAUUAUUUGUCAUUUUCCCCACACAUCGCCAACCUUACUCGCUUUUGUCGAUUUCUUCUUUACAAUAUCAGAAGAAUUCGCCCAUUUCUUUCUUCACAGGCUACUCAGGUGCUUGUUCAGUCCCUUGUUAUUUCAAGACUGGACUACUGCAACUCACUCCUGGCAGGCCUGCCUCUGUCCACGAUUCGUCCUCUGCAACUGAUCCAGAAUGCAGCAGCACGUCUCGUUUUUAACCUUCCCAAGUUCUCCCACACCACCCCACUCCUCCGCUCCCUGCACUGGCUUCCUGUAGCUGCCCGCAUCAAAUUUAAAACACUGAUGCUUGCCUACAAAGCUAAAAAUGGCCCAGCACCCACUUACCUCUCUGCGCUAAUUACACCACGCACUGCACCACGUUCCCUCCGAUCCUCCAGCACUGCUCGCCUCAUCCCACCAUCUCUCAGGGACCGAGGGCGGCAUUCAUCCAGGCUCUUUUCUGUUCUGGCACCUAGGGGGUGGAACGAACUUCCUCUAGAUGUCCGUACAGCAGAGACUUUGACUAUCUUUAAACGACAACUCAAGACUCAUCUGUUUCUCCAGUACUUGGACUAACCCCCCCCCCAAAAAAAAAACAAAAAAAACUCUUCCCAGUUGUGUUGGACUAAUGGCACUUAGUUAUUAACCUAGUUAACCCAGUGUAAGUAUGUAUCCAAUGACGUAAACAUUAAAGCACUUUUUGUACUGUAAGUCGCUCUGGAUAAGAGCGUCUGCCAAAUGCCUAAAUGUAAAUGUAAAUUACUAAUGUUGAGGCCAAAUGGCCAGGUUCUGUGCAUGGUGCCAGAAUUUUCCACGAGCCAUCAUUAUGCCAGGCAUUUUAGCAGGGUAUGUUUUGCUUUAUACAAUGUUUUUUUUUUUUUUUACAAGUGUGCAUUGUACACUUGAAUCAUUACAGGUCAGUACAAUGGUUACUUGCUGGGGGACAGAGGAUACCCUUGUCUGUCCUAUUUAAUGACACCCUACUCUGAACCUGACCCUGGACCACAGACACGCUUUAACCUGGCUCACAGCUGAACACGGGCCAAGGUGGAGAUGACCAUAGGGAUCCUCAAGUUUCAGUGUCUGCGUGGGCUCCGGGUCAGUCCAGAGAGGACAUGCGACAUCAUAGUGGCUUGUGUUGUGCUUCACAACAUUGCCACUAUAAGAGUAUAGAGCCACCCUCCUUAUAUUGAAGAAGAGGCCCAGAGGAACCUCUACAGAUUUUUGCACACAACAUGGAAGUGAUGGAA
Clarias gariepinus (North African catfish) is the source of this 2668-nucleotide messenger RNA. Its product is annotated as CD276 antigen homolog. Gene Ontology annotation, cellular component: external side of plasma membrane. NCBI's taxonomy places the organism in Eukaryota, Metazoa, Chordata, Actinopteri, Siluriformes, Clariidae. The transcript has 6 exons. Bases 254 to 766 code for a protein of 170 amino acids. The record is from RefSeq and is a predicted model, not a curated record. Gene Ontology annotation, biological process: T cell costimulation; positive regulation of T cell proliferation; cellular response to lipopolysaccharide.